This is a messenger RNA of Cloeon dipterum, 3874 nucleotides long. RefSeq names its product mitochondrial RNA polymerase (gene mtRNApol). Gene Ontology annotation, cellular component: mitochondrial DNA-directed RNA polymerase complex. Bases 106 to 3801 code for a protein of 1231 amino acids. Gene Ontology annotation, biological process: mitochondrial transcription. The record is from RefSeq and is a predicted model, not a curated record. The transcript has 23 exons. Gene Ontology annotation, molecular function: mitochondrial promoter sequence-specific DNA binding; protein binding; DNA-directed RNA polymerase activity. Lineage: Eukaryota; Metazoa; Arthropoda; Insecta; Ephemeroptera; Baetidae.
UUGUUUUGAAAAGAAACAUGGCAGUGGUCACCUAAGCGGGAUGCACUUACUAUUUCUAUUUUAUAACAGUUUACCGGCCUUGGACUGACACUUAACGGCAUAACGAUGUUUCGCUUGUUGAAAAUAAGCAGUUUCAAUUAUUCAAGACUUAAAACGUUAGAAUCGUACGUACAAAAUAGUGUGAGAAGUAGACUGUGCUCGCAUUGCAACGCUGUUCACGUGCAUUCGCAAUUUUCUUAUCGCUUCGUCCAUACUAAUGCAGUUGACAAGCCGCCGACAGGAGCAAAAAAUAUUAAGGCGCACGUGGUAGUGAAAAAGAAGAGAGUUAGAAGAACAAAUGCUGAAAUGCUAGCUGCUGGUGGCUUUAGCAGCAAUCAGAUUAAAAAAGAAGCCUUGAAUAAAGGAGCUCAUCUGGCAACCAAAAAUAAUCCCGCUUCUCUAAAGAAACCCAAAUCCAAGUUAACCGCAUCGCAAACCAACUUGGAAGCACUGCAUGAGAUCCCUGAUGACCCUGAUCUAUUAUUAGAACAUGAUAUACAGUAUGCAAACUCGGGACUAGAGACAGGAUUGGAGUCAAGUUCGUUGGGAGCUGAAUCUGAGAAAAAAAUGAGCAGAAGAGUCCUUAGUGAGGAACUGAAAAAGCAACAGGAAGCAUUGAUUGAGCAGCAGGAAAUCGCUAGAAGAACUGAAACUGUGACUAAAAAUCUAUUGUGCUACUUGGACGUUUGUGUUUCGUGUGGAUUUAUGAACAAAGGCUUUGCGGUGUUGAUGCACUACACAUCCAAACAGAACAAGCAUCACAAAAUAGGGAAGCUAACAAAUGUUGCACUGUACAAUACUCUCAUCCAUGGCUAUGCAGCAAUGGGAAAUAUUCGUCAAGUUAGUGAACUGAUGGACAUUAUGAAGUACAGUGAUGUUACCCCCAAUACUGCAAGCUUUGCUGGAUGCUUUGAAUGCGCAGGAAGGGUUGGCAAAACCUUCCAGAGUGAAAUCCAACUGAAAGAGUGGUCGCGUCUGAUGUCCAAAAAUAAUAUAUCUAUGCAAUCACUGUUCAGCUCAAUGAAGUUGCUUAGGGAACAAAAAGAAAUGAUAUUAAAGGCGUGUUUGAUGAUUGAUCCAAGAUUUGAACCUCAGACUCCGGACGUAAAGUAUGAUUAUCAGUGUUCACUUAUCAAGACCUUGAACCCUUUUGAGCUGGCAAACACCAAGCGUGUUGAGCAAGUUAUGGACGCUGCAGAGCUACAGGAAAAGGCAACUAAACAACUCCAGUUGGAAAAGGCUGGAAGUGUGAUUGUGAGAAGUGUCGAGAUAAGCAGUCAGCCUCCGGAAGCUACAAACUUCUAUAGGGCAAAGCUAACUGAUUUGCAAUCCAAGUGGAAGGAAGUCUUGGAAAAGUCUUUCUUUCGGAACUUACAAGCUCUGAAACAUGUGCAUUACAAUAACUCCAAGGGAAUGACGGCGUACCCCUUCUUAAAAGCACUGAACCCAGAUGAAUACGUUAAUAUUAUGUUUAAGGAAGUCCGGAAACUUGCUGAGGGUUCGGAGACAUUCAGCCCCUCAAUGCACUUGCUUUUUAAAUCUAUAGGGGAGCAAGUUCUAUCCAGGUAUCAGGUGCACACUAAAUUGAAAACUGGCGUUGUAGAAAAUACAGAAAAAGUCUACAACAAGUACUGUGAAUGGUUUGCUGACAAUGAGUCUGCGCAAGUCAGCAAUACGAGAAUUAAGUGGCAACAGCUUCUUGCUGAACACGAAGACGGCUCUAGUGUGCAUGUCGCGGACAAAACAUGGUCGCAGCCCAUUUUGAUAGACAUUGGCAAGUUUCUAUACAACAUCAUCAUGCAAGAUAUUCUAUUAGAUGUGCACCUUCUCAACGAAUCCUCUAAACAGGGGCAAGAAAUUCCUGCAUUUUACUCGUGUUUCCGAUUUUCGGGGAAAAUUAUCAGGGAAGAAAUAAAGCCACAUCCGGUCCUCGCAAAACUGUUCAGAUUGGCAGCACUGGAAACUUUGGAAUUCCCCACCUCAUUAGUUCCCAUGGUGAGCCCACCUUUACCCUGGACGUCAAUUCAGCAUGGAGGUCAUUUAAUCACUAGCACAGAGCUCGUUAGGUUGCCGCACCAAGCCGUGACGCAAUGGGAACGAAUGGAAGCUUCUCCUGUCCAUCAACUCUAUCCUUCCUUUGAUGCGUUGAACCAACUCGGUUCUAUCCCAUGGAAAAUCAAUGAACCGAUGCUGGACUUAGUCACAGAGGUUUUUGUUUCUGGAGGCUCAGCUGAGCUGGACAUCCCUCAAAGCCCUCCUGUGGAUGGAGGCACUUCCGAUCCUCUCCCCAGUGGCCAAGCCAAGGAAGAAAGAAUGGAUACCUUCAAGCAAAGACUCGCUCUGCGCCGGCAUAGGGCUGAGCAGUACAGCAUGUGGUGUGAUACGCUCUACAGACUGUCAUUAGCCAAUCAUUAUCGCAAAGAAGUCUUUUGGCUUCCGCACAACAUGGACUUUCGCGGUCGAGUGUAUCCAUGCCCUCCACAUCUGAGUCACCUGGGCAAUGACAUGGCUCGCAGCAUCUUGUGCUUCGCCAAAGGAGAGCCGCUGGGGAAAAAAGGCUUGGACUGGCUAAAAAUCCACGUCAUCAAUUUGACUGGUCUGAAAAAGAGGGACGCAGUUGCUGAUCGACUGCGAUACGCCGAUGAAAUCAUGUCCGAUAUCUUGGAUUCAGCUGACAAUCCCCUCAAUGGAAGAAAAUGGUGGGUUAAGUCUGAUGAACCCUGGCAAACGUUGGCAGGUUGCAAGGAAAUUGCUAAUGCCAUCCGCUCUCCAAACCCAGAGGAAUACGUCUGCUACAUGCCAAUCCAUCAAGAUGGUUCGUGUAAUGGACUUCAGCACUAUGCAGCUCUCGGACGGGAUGCUGCCGGAGCGUUGAGUGUCAAUUUGGCUCCUGCCGAGACACCUCAGGAUGUGUAUAGCUGCGUUGUUACUUUGGUGGAGAACUGCCGGGCGAGAGAUGCAGAAAACGGAUUGAAAAUUGCGCAGGUGUUGGAUGGAUUUAUCAAGCGGAAAGUUAUUAAGCAGACUGUGAUGACCACUGUCUACGGUGUAACAAGAUUUGGUGCUCGACUUCAAAUUGCCAAACAGCUCAAAGACAUUGACGGAUUUCCUAAGGACUUGGUAUUUCAAGCUUCCCAGUAUCUGGUUGCCAAGACUUUUGAGAGUUUAGGUGAAAUGUUCACGUCCACCAAAGAAAUCCAAGACUGGCUAACGGACAGUGCUCGAAUGAUUUCCCAUAUCAGAGGCAAAAAAGUUGAAUGGGUUACUCCACUUGGUCUUCCUGUUGUCCAGCCAUACAUUAGAGACAACGUGACAACUAUAGUAAAUCCUAAGGCGACAAAUCUCAAAUACAUCCAACCAAAGCAAGCCAUGGAUAGUCAUGGCCGGCCCAAUGUGAUGAAGCAAAAGAAUGCAUUCCCUCCCAAUUUCAUCCACUCACUGGAUUCAUCUCACAUGAUGCUCACCUCAUUGCACUGCGAGCAAAAGGGAAUUUCUUUUGUGUCAGUGCACGAUUGCUUCUGGACUCACCCAAGCACAGUGGACGCUAUGAACUUGAUAUGCAGACAGCAAUUCGUGGCUCUUCACAGCCAGCCAAUUCUUGAAGACCUCUCGAAGUCGCUGCUGAAGAGUUUCAGCUAUGACGACAUUGGAUGGGCUUUGCCAGAAGAUAAUGAGAAGUUGAACAGCCUUCUGAGAAGUGUGCCUUCAAAAGGGGAAUUUGACCUUUCAAAGGUGCUGGAAUCCAUUUACUUCUUCAGUUGAUCAAGUAGCAGAUGGAAUCGUUCUCUUAUAUGUGCCCUUGCAAUAAACUAAGUCUAGUCAGUUUAGAACAUUU